CCAUUAGUCUGGUCUGGAUUUACAGUACCUUCAAUGUCACAUUUGUUGUGUGUAAAGAAGCUACAUGUCUGACAGUUAACUUGUCUCAAAGAUGUAUAAAUUAAAUUGUAUAUUAGUUAGUUCUGUUAGUAAUGUAUGCCGACAGCUUGCUGCCUCCGUAAAUGCAAGUGGAAGCUCGCUAUGUGGAAACACGGCGUUACAGCGGACAGUGUGUUCCAGUGCGGUCAGACUUCAGGAGGCAGCAGCUUCCAGCACAGAGGCCGGGAAAACCUCCUCCAAAGAGUUCAGCAUCUUCCCCCCAAUGCCGGGCCAGGACUCUUCACUAAGAUGGGGGGGAAGGAAGUUUGAGGAGUUACCUAUCGCUCACGUUAAAGCAACGUACAACAACACACACAUCCAGCUGACGGAGAGCCAGGGUCAGUCCCUGGUCCGGACGUCCUGCGGCACAGAAGGCUUCAGGAACAUCAAGAAGUCCACGCCGGUCGCUGCUCAGACUGCGGGAAUAUCUGCUGCCACAAAAGCCACAGCGAAGGGAGUGACGUUUGUCCGUGUCGUUGUCAAAGGUAUCGGACCGGGACGAUGGUCUGCCAUCCAGGGCCUGACGAUGGGGGGUCUGCAGGUGGUGUCGAUCACCGACAACACCCCCGUGCCGCACAACGGCUGCCGCCCCCGCAAAGCCAGGAGGACAUGAUCUCCUGAAGGCACCGCUUGCAUUCUAAUCUGAUAAAUAAAGUUUGUUUUUGUUGUGUAACUUU
Molecule: messenger RNA, 755 nt
Organism: Eleginops maclovinus (Patagonian blennie)
Lineage: Eukaryota; Metazoa; Chordata; Actinopteri; Perciformes; Eleginopidae
Gene: mrps11
Product: mitochondrial ribosomal protein S11
Exons: 6
Coding region: 92-691 (199 amino acids)
Biological process (GO): mitochondrial translation
Cellular component (GO): mitochondrial small ribosomal subunit; ribosome
Molecular function (GO): structural constituent of ribosome
Source: RefSeq, a predicted model, not a curated record